GUUCUUAAGCAGUUGGAUCUGUGUGGCAGCAGUCAGCCAUCUCUCAGCUCCUUCUCUUUGAUUUAGCCACUAUCUCAUCUUCCCACUAGGGAUGGAGCUCCCAGCCCCAGCGACUCCCAGCUCCAGCCGCUCCUCAGUGCUCCGUUUCUUCCGGAGCCUAGUGGGAGGUAAAAGCAGUCACCAGGACCCUGACCAAGCCGUAGUCUUGGGCAGGGACCGGGAACAGGAUGUCAUCCCACUAAUGGGCACAGACAAUGCCUCAGGGCCUGGCAAAGAAGAGCUGGUCUGUCAGGCCAAGAUGUCUCAUGCCCUUCACCUGCCAGGACCCAAGGGAUCUCAUCACCAGAUGGACAUAGCAGGGCUGGGGAUGGGGGACUCUGGCGUCCAUGCCCCAGCUGAGCUCCAAGAGGAUGGGGUCCAGGGCCCUGAGGGGAAGCUGGCACUGGCAGUUGCAGGACAGGACCUACCCACUGACCAAUUGGAGAAAGAGGAAGAGGAAGAAGCUGGAGAAGCCUCAGGAGAUAUGAGGACUGUGGGCAGGGGGCAUUUUGCCCAGGCCAUGUGUGGAGAAGAUGAAAGCCUCCCCAUGGCCAUGGGGUCCUUGGAGAUCAGCCCAGAAGCCUUCACAGCAGCAGAGGAGAAGGAGUGCCUACUCCAGAAAGACCUUAGGCUGGGCUCAGAAAAAGCUGAGGGAACCCCAUGGAAUCGACUCCUCAGCAUGUACAAGCACCUUCGGAAGCCAGCGACAGCUAAGGAAAGCCUGACCCAUCAGGAAAACGAGGAAGAUGUAGAAGUGGAGGAGGAAGAAGAAGGAGAGAAAGAAGAGGACAGUUCUUUCAGCCUCAGCGUCCACGGUUUUGCUACUGUUCAGUCUCCAUUACACAGGACUUUCAAAUCUACUGACACAGUGGGCUUUGUGGAGAAUGAGCUGAAGAAACUGCUGGCAGUUCAGAGAGAUUCUCGGCUCUGGAAGACAGGCGGUCAGGAGGGUCGAGAGCUUUUGAUCCAGCCUGAGGUCACCUUGGAAGAGGCAGGCAUUGUGGAUGGGCAGUUGAAGAAACCGAGACACAGAGCCAUUCAGUGACUUGCUCAGGUUUAUACAGUAAGCUUCUGAGCACCUGCUCCUGGAAGAGAUGGAUGAAAUGGGAAAUUGGCCCCCAGACUGAGACCUGGUCAUGGUUCCACUGAGUCUGCUCUCUCCCUCUGCAGACACCUCAGAUGGGAGAGGAAUGGAAAGGUGGAGAGGGUGUCCCUCUCCCCAUCUAGCACUUCCAUGAAGAUGGUGUCGUGGGUUGGGCUGUUUCCCUAUGUCCACGUGAUGGGCUUGGGUGGCAUGGUCCGUUUGUCUUCCCGUCUGGGGCACAUGACUGAUAUAUGCUAGUCCUCAUGCCCAGAAGGUGCCCCUUACCAAGCAGACUCAGUCACUAUUAUUAAAAAUCCAGAUUGACUUUCCAUA
This is a messenger RNA of Trichosurus vulpecula (common brushtail), 1456 nucleotides long. RefSeq names its product gametogenetin-binding protein 1-like. The transcript has 7 exons. The record is from RefSeq and is a predicted model, not a curated record. The coding region runs from base 92 to 1084 and encodes 330 amino acids. NCBI's taxonomy places the organism in Eukaryota, Metazoa, Chordata, Mammalia, Diprotodontia, Phalangeridae.